CCAGAGCCCCACGCCUGGCCAUGUUCCGGCAGGCGUGUUGAGGCACAGCCGCACCGGCCGAGCAGGAAGCUGACUUGCAGGCACCUGGUGGUGCCGACCGGGCUGCUGUUGGGCUUGCGCUGGCGGCCGGGGAGCUGUGGCAUUUGGUGCCUCGGGAGACCCUGGGACGGAGAUCCCACAGCUGCGGCGUGCGAUGGGCGACAGACCCAGCGGCCACCCCAGCGGCAGGGGACACUGGGGGAGCACAACCACGUCCGGGAAGCCUCCUGCCACCUGCUGACCCUGGCCACCCCACCACCAGCUGGGCCACCACACCCCUUCCUCCAGCAUGGCUCCCCCGCCGACCGGGACCCUCAUCCCUGCCUCUCUGCCUGAGGACCCGGGGCCUGCUCCUGACAGCAGAUGGUUUUUCCUGCGCACCAACGUUCUGCCUGUGGUGGAGCGGUGCAUGAGUGCCAUGCAGGAAGGGACGCAGAUGGUGAAGCUCCGAGGCAGCUCCAAGGGCCUGGUCCGCUUCUACUACCUGGAUGAGCACCGCUCCUGCCUGCGCUGGAGGCCCUCGCGCAAGAACGAGAAGGCCAAGAUCUCCAUCGACUCCAUCCAGGAGGUGAGUGAGGGGCGACAGUCGGAGAUCUUCCAGCGCUACCCCGACGGCAGCUUCGACCCCAACUGUUGCUUCAGCAUCUACCAUGGCAGCCACCGCGAGUCGCUGGACUUGGUCUCGCCCAGCGGGGACGAGGCGCGGACCUGGGUCACCGGCCUGCGCUACCUCAUGGCCGGCAUCAGCGACGAGGACAGCCUGGCCCGCCGCCAGCGCACCAGGGACCAGUGGCUGAAGCAGACGUUCGACGAGGCCGACAAGAACGGGGACGGCAGCCUGAGCAUCGGCGAGGUCCUGCAGCUGCUGCACAAGCUGAACGUGAACCUGCCCCGGCAGCGCGUGAAGCAAAUGUUCAGAGAGGCAGACACGGAUGACCACCAGGGGACGCUGGGCUUCGAGGAGUUCUGUGCCUUCUACAAGAUGAUGUCCACGCGCCGGGACCUCUACCUGCUGCUGCUCACCUAUAGCAACCACAAGGACCAUCUGGACCCUGCCGACCUGCAGCGUUUCCUGGAGGUGGAGCAGAAGAUGCAGGGUGUCACCCUGGAGUGCUGCCGCGACAUCAUCCAGCAGUUCGAGCCCUGCCCGGAAAACAAGAGCAAGGGCGUACUGGGCAUCGAUGGCUUCACCAACUACACGCGGAGCCCUGCGGGUGACAUCUUCAACCCCGAGCACCACGGUGUGCACCAGGACAUGACGCAGCCCCUGAGCCACUACUUCAUCACCUCGUCCCACAACACCUACCUCGUAGGAGACCAGCUCACGUCGCAGUCGAGGGCAGACAUGUACGCCUGGGUCCUGCAGGCCGGCUGCCGCUGCGUAGAGGUGGACUGCUGGGACGGGCCUGAUGGGGAGCCCAUCGUCCACCACGGCUACACGCUGACCUCCAAGAUCCUCUUCAAAGAUGUCAUCGAGACCAUCAACAAAUAUGCCUUCCUGAAGAACGAGUACCCUGUGAUCCUGUCCAUCGAGAACCACUGUUGCGUUGUCCAGCAGAAGAAGAUGGCGCAGUACCUGACUGACAUCCUCGGGGACAAGCUGGACCUGUCGGCCGUGAGCAGCGAGGACGCCUCCAUGCUUCCCUCUCCCCAGAUGCUCAGGGGCAAGGUCCUGGUCAAGGGGAAGAAGCUCCCAGCCAACAUCAGUGACGAUGCGGAGGAAGGCGAGGUGUCUGAUGAGGACAGUGCCGACGAGAUCGACGAGGACUGCAAGCUCCUCAACGGGGAUGCCUCCACCAAUCGGAAGCGUGUGGAAAACAUUGCCAAGAAGAAACUGGAUUCUCUAAUCAAGGAGUCAAAGAUCCGAGACUGUGAAGACCCCAACGACUUCACAGUCUCCACCAUGUCCCCGUCAGGGAAACCUGGGCAUAGAGCAGAUGCCAAGAAGAGCAAAGCUGAGGAGGACGUGGAGCCUGGGGAGGACGCCGGGGCCAGCAGACGCAACAGCCGCCUCCUCAUGAGUAGCUUCUCCAAGCGCAAGAGAAAGGGCAACAAGCUAAAGAAGGUGUCCAGCAUGGAGGAGGGGGACGAGGACCCGGACUCACCAGGAAGCCAGAGCCGAGGGACAGCCCGGCAGAAGAAGACCGUGAAGCUGUCCCGGGCCCUCUCGGACCUGGUGAAAUACACCAAGUCCGUGGGCUCUCAUGACGUGGAGAUGGAGGUGGCCUCGAGCUGGCAGGUGUCGUCCUUCAGCGAGACCAAGGCCCACCAGAUCCUGCAGCAGAAGCCGGCGCAGUACCUGCGCUUCAACCAGCACCAGCUGUCGCGCAUCUACCCCUCAUCCUACCGCGUGGACUCGAGCAACUACAACCCGCAGCCCUUCUGGAACGCUGGCUGCCAGAUGGUUGCCCUGAACUACCAGUCAGAGGGGCGGAUGCUACAGCUGAAUCGGGCCAAGUUCAGUGCCAACGGCAACUGCGGCUACGUGCUCAAGCCCCCAUGCAUGUGCCAGGGUGUCUUCAACCCCAACUCUGAGGACCCCCUGCCUGGACAGCUCAAGAAGCAGCUGUCCUUGAGGAUCAUCAGUGGGCAGCAGCUCCCCAAGCCACGGGACUCCAUGCUGGGCGACCGCGGAGAGAUCAUUGACCCCUUCGUGGAGGUGGAGGUCAUCGGGCUCCCUGUGGACUGCAGCAAGGAGCAGACCCGUGUGGUGGAUGACAAUGGAUUCAACCCCAUGUGGGAGGAGACGCUGGUGUUCACGGUACACAUGCCCGAGAUCGCGCUGGUGCGCUUCCUGGUCUGGGACCACGAUCCCAUUGGGCGGGACUUCAUUGGCCAGAGGACGCUGGCCUUCAGCAGCAUGAUGCCAGGCUAUCGGCACGUGUACCUGGAGGGGAUGGAAGAGGCCUCCAUCUUUGUGCACGUGGCCAUCAGCGACAUCAGCGGUAAGGCCAAGCAGGCUCUGGGCCUAAAAGGUCUCUUCCUCCGAGGGGCAAAGCCAGGCUCCCUGGACAGUCAUGCUGCUGGGCAGCCCCUGCCCCGGCCCUCCGUUAGCCAGCGGCUCCUGCGGCGCACGGCCAGCGCCCCGACCAAGAGCCAGAAGCCGGGCCGCAAGGGCUUCACGGAGCUGGCACUGGGCACACGGGACGUGGGCUCUGAGGGGGCAGCAGACGACGUGGUGCCCCCCAGCCCUGGCCCCCCUGCAGAGACCCCGGCCCACAAUGGCCUGGGCAGCAGCAACUCCCGAGACGCCCGCCCCUUCUCUACACAGCGGUCCGUCUCCCCCUUGUGCAGCCUGGAGCCCAUCGCGGAGGAGCCAGCCCUGGGCCCUGGUGCCCCUGCCCAGGCAGCCACCCCCACCAGCCCUCCCAGGGGCCAGCCCCAGUCCUUUGUGGGGCCUGCAGCCAAAGUGGCCAGUCCUGCACGGACAGCUCGGGAACCUCCUGGCCCCGUCCAGCUCAGGACUGGGGGCCAAGGGGACAAUGAAAAGGCUCCCAGAAAGCUGCUCAGCGGUGCGGGGCCUGGUGAGGCACGCGAGGGGGCCACUGGCAGCCAGCCAGACAGCAGGAGUCAGCCACGAGCCCUGGGCCUUCUGCCUGUGGUCAGAAGGGCCAAGAGUGAGGGCCAGGUGCUCUUGGAACCCUUAGGCGCAUGGCGGCCGCUGGCUGGGCCCUCCCCCACCCCUGCCAUCUACUCGGACGCCACAGGCAGCGACCGGAUAUGGCAGAGGCUGGAGCCAGGCAGCCACCGAGACAGUGUGUCCUCGUCUUCCAGCAUGUCCUCCAGCGACACUGUCAUAGAUCUCUCCUUAACGAGCCUGGGCCUGGGCCGCAGCCGCGAGAGCCUGGCUGCGACCCCCCUGGGCCGCCUGCCCCUGAGGCCUGGUUCGGCCUCUACCAUCCGCCCGGACCUGCCUCCUGUGACCAAGAGCAAGUCGAAUCCCAACCUGCGGGCUGCGAGCCAGCUGCCUCCCAUGCCUGACGCGCUGCGGCCCCGGCCUCUGGCCCCACGCCUGCCUGGCCCACGUCCCCGGCCCUCCUGGAGGGGCCUCGCCCUGGUGGGCCUGCAGGACUGCCCGGUGGCUGCCAAGUCCAAGAGCCUGGGGGACCUGACAGCUGAUGACUUCACCCCCAGCUUUGAGGGCAGCUCCCACAGCCUGGGCCGGAGCCUGGGCCCCCCAGGCAGGGUGCAGCGGGACGCCCUGACAGAGCAGCUGCGGUGGCUCACUGGCUUCCAGCAGGAUGGGGACAUCAUGUCGCCCACCAGCCUGGGCCCAGCUGGGGAUGGGGCAGCCGGGGCCCCCGGCUUCCUGCGGCGCUCCUCCUCCCGCAGCCAGAGCCGUGUGCGUGCUAUUGCCAGCCGGGCCCGCCAGGCUCAGGAGCGGCAGCAGCGGCUGCGGGGCCUGGACCCACGGACACCCCCAGAGGAGGAGCGGGGCACCCCCGAGGGCGCCUGCUCCGUGGGCCAUGAGGGCUGUGUCGAUGCCACAGGCCUCCCCAAGGGUGCCCUGGAGCAGGUGGCUGGUGCCGCCGACAGCUUGCUCCUGCUGAGGCUCUGAGUCCGUGAACAGUGCUGCCGGUGUCCUGGGACCCAGCCCACAGCCCGGAGAGCGAGCUAGGCUACAUCCAGCCCAGGCUGCCCCUGCUCCGGCCCUGCAGAAGCCCAGGAUGUGUACAGAGAGUGCGGAAGUUUAAGACAGAACUCAGCAUCCAAGUGCUGCCCCGCCCUCCCAUCCUCCCUGGUGUCCAGUCCUUGGGUGCAUGUGGCGAGCCUGUCCCCAGGGUCCCUCCGCGCCCAGAGCUGCUCCAUCCCCCCACCCAACUGUACCUCACGCCCUGUGGAUGGUCGUCCCCGUAGGGGCGUUCUGAAGACUACACUCCUGGAUACAGCUCCAAUAAAUGAGUUCAUACCUGC
Messenger RNA from Chinchilla lanigera (long-tailed chinchilla), 4953 nucleotides. RefSeq names its product phospholipase C, eta 2 (gene Plch2). The record is from RefSeq and is a predicted model, not a curated record. Gene Ontology annotation, biological process: phosphatidylinositol-mediated signaling; lipid metabolic process. Gene Ontology annotation, molecular function: calcium ion binding; phosphatidylinositol-4,5-bisphosphate phospholipase C activity. Lineage: Eukaryota; Metazoa; Chordata; Mammalia; Rodentia; Chinchillidae. The transcript is spliced from 23 exons. Bases 329 to 4597 code for a protein of 1422 amino acids.